ACUACAUUCUCCAGCAAUUCCGAUCCCUCUGUCAGUCUGCGAGUGUCAGUGUUCCGGUUAAGCUAGAUGUUCUGCUGCUGACGACUAACGUCUUGUAUCCCGCCACGUUUCCAUUUAGCCGGGAAAAGAAGGAAAUUAACUACUUUCUCUACACAGAUUAAUUGUAGUAGAAACUUCAGACAAUGAGCACAUCAUUGAAGGACUUGCCCAAGGUGAAUGUGGACCUCAAGAGUGAAUUGGAAGGAUUCAAGACAGGAAACAUGAAGAAGGCAGAAACUCAAGAGAAAAAUGUUUUACCAACAGCAGAAGAUGUGAAACAAGAGCGGCAACACAGCGAGCUUAUUCAAGGCGUCGAGAGCUUUAAAACCGACAGGUUAAAGCGGACCAACACUCAAGAAAAAAUUGUCCUACCAAAUGCUCAAGAUGUUGCUACAGAGAAAACUCAGAAAGCUCUCCUGCAGGGUGUGGAAGCUUUUGAUACAGGGAAGUUGAAACACACAGAAACUCAGGAGAAAAAUCCCCUUCCAGAUAAGGAUGUUGUCAAACAAGAGAAGGUCCACCAGAACUUGUUGGAAGGAGUUGAACACUUCGACAAGGCUACAAUGAAACCCACACAAACUCAGGAAAAGAAUCCACUUCCAGAUCCAGAAGCUAUAGAACAAGAGAAGGAGAAACAAAAUUUGAUUGCUGGCAUUGAAAAUUUUGAUACAAAGAAGUUGAAGCACACUGAAACCCAAGAAAAGAAUCCUCUGCCAACAAAAGAAGCCAUUGAUGAAGAGAAAAAGGCAUAAAAACCUCGCUAACUCGUUCCAGCAUUCAGGUGCAUUUUUCAACCAAUUUGCGUAGAAGGAACUUGUCCUCCUGCAACCAGCCAGCUCAAUUGGGAUCAUCUGUUUUUAUUACUUCUGGUCAAUUUAUUUUCUGUCACUAUUUAUAAAAGUAAUAAUAACAAUAAUAAUAUUUUCUUAUCCGGCCAUUAGACAACGAAUGAAAACAAUUUGAAUGUGAUUGUGUAUGCCAAGUGCUUCCGCAUAUUUUGUAUUGGAUAAACCACCAUGGCAAAAUAUUUGUAUACUGUAAUUAUAGCAUAAUUUUUUUAUUAAUUGAAACUGCCUUGGUGUAUUGUUUUAUUUUGAAGAUCAGUAUGUAUGGUUAUGAAGUUUUGUAUGCCGUGAAUGCAAUUAUUAGGCUUGUCACAGUUUGUAUAACCAAUAAACAAUAUAUUUACCAGUAAAAUAUUUUUACGUUAAUUUGUCAUUAUUUUCUUGGGAUUCUGUAAGUAGAAGAUAUUUCAUCCUUAAAGUUAAAUUAAUUAAAUAAACCAUUUUGGAUAAUUGAAUUUUGUAUGAAAAUGCACUAAUGCCCUUUUUUGAAAUGUGCUGUACAUAUCCUUUUUGACUUUUUUGCAAAAUGGGAUGCAGCAUUCUUCUAAAUUAGGACUGAUUUUGAAUUUAGCACUUUGGUGUUGGAGUACAAACAUUCCUAAUAUAUUUUUGUAUGGGUUUUGUACACACAAUAAACAUGUCAUUUACAUUUAUCACAUUUAUGUAAAGUGAACUCCAUGCCCAACAAGUCCAGAUUCUCUGUUAUGAGUUGCAGCUCCUGCACAGUUAAGAUGCUGGAGGUAUAGCUGAGUUAUUUUCCUCACAGUUUUCUAGAUCUGUUGGUCAUAACAUAUUCCCUAGUUGGGCUGGAACAGUCACAUUUUAAGUGGGUAUCUCAUUGUUGAGAUCUUGCCCAUUUCAGAACUGUAUAAUGGUUGAAAUGUUUCUGUACUUUGUAACAUGGAAUGUGUCCUGCUUAAUAACAUUAACAUAUUCAGUAUAUUUUUUCUGAAAGAGCUCCCUCAGAUUUAUAGUUGAGAAAUGUAUGGAUAUGUUCCCUUUUUGGAAGCAAGUACUGGUAUGAAAGAAUGGUGUUUUAGAAAUGACUGCUUUUUAAGUGGGUAUGUUUUUAGUCAUAUUUUACUGUUGGCUAAAAAGUAUGGUACAUUUUUUGCCUUUGAUAUUUGGAACUCAAGAAUUGUAUUAUCUGGUAUUUGGAAUUAAGAAAUGUAGCAAUGUAAAAUACAAAUUCCUUUAAUUAUGUGGUGGGACUGUCCAGAAAUACCACUAUUGCCCAAUAUUCAAGAAAGCUAAGUGUGGACCCACAAGUCUGUUUUUUAUUCAAUCCAUGUGAAGUGCACAUUGUAAUGCCAAAAUUUCAUUUGCACACGGUAUUUGUAUAAUAUUGCUUUAUGUCAUUCCAUAACUUGAAUAAAGUUUAUGUAUGAAAAUUCUUA
This is a messenger RNA of Zootermopsis nevadensis, 2281 nucleotides long. It is a transcript of the gene cib, whose product is annotated as thymosin beta cib. The record is from RefSeq and is a predicted model, not a curated record. Gene Ontology annotation, molecular function: actin monomer binding. Lineage: Eukaryota; Metazoa; Arthropoda; Insecta; Blattodea; Termopsidae. Gene Ontology annotation, biological process: actin filament organization. Gene Ontology annotation, cellular component: cytosol.